ACGGUGACUCAUACCUUCCUGCAUGUACCAGAUUGCCCCUACCCCCUGCUAGGACGGGACCUUUUAACCAAGCUUGGAGCACACAUCUAUUUUGAAAAUAAGGGAGCCAAGAUUACUGAUUCUAAAGGAGCACCUAUACAAGUGCUCACCCUUAAAUUAGAAGAUGAAUAUAGACUGCAUCAUGAUCCCCAUCCUGUCCAAACAGGCAUAGAUCAGUGGCUGGCCAAGUACCCAGACGCUUGGGCAGAGACAGGAGGAAUGGGAUUAGCUACACAUCAGCCACCCCUAAUUAUUGAACUGAAAGCCACCGCGGCACCGGUGGCUGUUAAGCAAUAUCCUAUGAUGGCCGAAGCCCGCCAAGGAAUUAGACCACAUAUUAAAAGACUGCUAGAGCAAGGAAUAUUAAUCCCCUGCCGGUCAGCCUGGAACACUCCUCUGUUGCCUGUUAAGAAACCUGGAAGCGGGGAUUACAGACCAGUACAGGAUUUAAGGGAAAUCAAUAAGCGGGUAGAAGAUAUCCACCCCACGGUCCCGAAUCCUUAUAACUUGCUGAGCACCUUGUCUCCUAGCCAUACUUGGUACACUGUAUUGGACCUGAAAGAUGCCUUCUUCUGUCUAAAGCUGCACCAUCAGAGUCAGCCCUUGUUUGCCUUUGAAUGGAAGGACUCCGACCUGGGAAUUUCCGGACAGCUUACUUGGACACGGCUGCCACAGGGGUUUAAGAACAGCCCCACCCUUUUUGAUGAGGCCCUACACCAAGAUCUGACUGCUUUCAGGACCCUCCACCCCCACCUGAUCCUGUUACAAUAUGUAGAUGACAUCUUGCUGGCGGCAGAGACACAGGAGAAGUGCCUAGCAGGUACGGAGGCUCUUUUGCAAGAAUUGGGACAGAUGGGAUACAGAGCCUCAGCAAAGAAGGCCCAGCUCUGCCAGAAAGAGGUAACCUACCUGGGAUACCGGCUAAGCGGAGGACAGAGAUGGCUGACAUCAGCUCGCCAGGAGACCAUCUUGGGCAUCCCAGCACCUCGUGAUCACAGACAGGUGAGAGAAUUUCUGGGGACUGCCGGGUUUUGCCGCCUAUGGAUUCCAGGAUUCGCAGAAAUGGCGGCCCCCCUGUAUCUCCUGACCAAGACAGACGGACCCUUCAUUUGGGAGGACCACCACCAACAAGCCUUCGACCACAUAAAGAAGGCCUUGUUGGAGGCUCCGGCUCUUGGCCUGCCUGAUCUGACAAAGCCAUUUGAGCUGUAUGUUGAUGAAAAGCUGGGGUACGCGAAAGGGGUCCUGACUCAAAAAUUGGGGCCGUGGAGACGCCCCGUAGCCUACUUGUCAAAGAAACUAGACCCAGUGGCUGCCGGCUGGCCCCCUUGUCUGAGAAUGGUGGCAGCGCUGGCAGUCCUGGUCAAAGAUGCCUUUAAGUUAACCCUGGGUCAGCCUCUUUGUGUUCGGGCCCCCCACGCUCUUGAGUCUCUCAUCAGACAGCCCCCGGAUCGGUGGCUCUCGAAUGCCCGGAUGACUCAUUACCAGGCUUUGCUCCUGGACACUGACCGCAUCCAGUUCGGACCCCCCGUCGCUCUCAAUCCUGCAACCCUGCUGCCCACCACAGAAGAACCUGACCCUCGGGAUGACCAUGACUGUCAUCGGGUUCUGGCCGAGGUUUUUGGCACCCGACCAGAUCUCAGCGAUAAGCCACUGGAGAAGGCAGAUUACACCUGGUACACAGACGGGAGCAGUUUCCUCGAAGGGGGUCAGCGCCGAGCUGGGGCGGCAGUCACCUCAGAGAGCAAGGUAAUAUGGGCAGAGCCUUUACCAGAGGGGACAUCGACGCAAAAGGCCGAGCUGGUGGCCCUGACGCAGGCCCUGCGGUUGGCAGAAGGUAAGAAGCUGAACGUAUAUACUGACAGCCGAUACGCCUUCGCUACGGCACACAUCCACGGAGAAAUUUAUAAAAGAAGGGGGCUCCUUACUUCAGGAGGAAAAGAAAUAAAGAACAAAGCUGAAAUCAUAGCGCUCCUAGAUGCUCUGUUCCUGCCAAAAGAACUCAGUAUUAUGCAUUGCCCGGGACAUCAGAAAGGAAACCAGCCAGAAGCAAAAGGAAACCGGCUGGCCGAUCAGACAGCCAGGGAGGCUGCCAUGAAGAGUCAAGUACUAACCACGAGAAUCGUCCCCGAACAAAAGAGAGACGAGGCCAUUAGAAGCUAUUCCCAGGAAGACAGAGAAUUACUUAAGAAAAUGGGAGCCCUCAGUGAUCCAGAGACUGGGUAUUGGGAAUAUCAGGGAAAGACAGUUCUACCUCAAAAAUCAGUAGAAGACCUCCUAGAUGAACUUCACAAAUGGACCCACCUAGGAGUCUCCAAAAUGAAAAAGCUGAUCGAGCGGGAAGAAACAAUCCAUUAUCUGCUAAACAAAGAUGCCAUCCUACAAAGAAUUGUUAAGAACUGUAAGGCCUGUGCCCAGGUAAACUGGGGCAAAAAUAAAGCUUCAGGAGGGGUCAGACAAAGAGGCCACAGGCCAGGAAUUCAUUGGGAAGUUGACUUCACCGAGGUCAAACCAGGAAUGUAUGGCUAUAAAUAUUUGUUAGUUUUCAUUGACACUUUUUCAGGAUGGCCAGAAGCCUACCCGACCAAGCAAGAAACUGCAAGGGUGGUAUCCAAGAAGCUAUUAGAUGACAUCUUUCCCCGAUUUGGGAUGCCUCAGGUAAUAGGGUCAGAUAACGGACCAGCCUUCGUCUCCCAGGUAAGUCAGAAGGUGGCCAGGUUACUGGGGAUUGAUUGGAAAUUACAUUGUGCUUACAGGCCCCAGAGUUCAGGUCAGGUAGAGCGAAUGAAUAGAACCAUUAAGGAGGCUCUAACUAAAUUCUCGCUAGCAACUGGCACUAAAGACUGGGUGACUCUACUGCCCUUGGCAUUAUACCGGGCCAGGAACACUCCUGGACCUAGUGGGUUGACCCCAUUUGAAAUCUUGUAUGGAACCCCCCCACCAGCAGUUUCUUUCCUGGACCCUGAUAUCUCUAACUUUGUUGAUUCACCUUCCCUCUUUGCUCACCUGAAGGCACUCCAGCUGGCUCACCAAGAGAUCUGGAAGCCUCUAGCUGCAGCCUAUCAGGAUGCUAUUGACACUCCUAUUGCACCCCACCCCUUCCAGCCCGGGGACGUUGUCUGGGUACGGAGGCAUCAGAGUCGGAGCCUAGAACCACGCUGGAAAGGACCCUACACCGUCCUGCUGACAACCCCUACCGCGCUCAAGGUAGACGGCAUCACUACUUGGGUCCACGCUUCACACGUCAAGGCCGCGAACCCAGAACACAGGGAACUACUCGGCAGGGAGAGAUGGCGGCUGACCCGGACGCCCAACCCCCUAAAGAUAAGACUGGUCAAAGAAAAAUAAUAAUCCUGUUACUCUGGGUAAAUCUAUUUACUUAUGAAUUUGCUCCCAGUGAUGGGAGCCCCCAUACAGCUGUGCCAACUACCUGGCAAGUAAUUAAUCAAAUGGGCAUUGUAGUAUUUGAGGUCCAAAAAGAGGCACCAAAAGACACAUGGUGGCCCAUAUUGUACCCAGAUUUGUGCAAAUUAGCUUUAGGGGUACAGGAGCCUUGGGACUUAGAAGGAACCCACGAUACUGAAAAGGCACCCAGCAUGGCGAGUCCUCCUGGGAGGCUGGGACUGGACCCAUGGGGAGGAUGCGGCCCUCCUGAACACCGGGCCAUGUUGCGUACCUUAACCUUUUAUGUCUGCCCAGGCUUUCACAGGGCUGUGUCUCUCAAUCCUAAGUGUGGAGGGGGGGGCAUUUCUUUUGCAAAAACUGGGGGUGCGAAACCACCGGAGAUACUUGGUGGAAUCCGUCCUCAUCAUGGGAUUACAUCACUGUAAAAGCAAAUUAUUCUCAUGGGACUUUUGAGGAAUGGAAAACUACUCAUAAACAGGCCUGUGAGGGAAAAUGGUGCCACCCCCUCUGCAUAGACUUUACAAGUAAAGGUAAAGUGUCAUCCCUAAAUUGGGACAAAGGAUAUACUUGGGGAAUUAGGUUAUAUAAAGAACGAGAAGAUGAUGGCCUCCUUUUUACGAUUAAAAGAGUUAUGUUUCCCCCACCUGCAGUAGCCAUAGGUCCCAACCCAGUCAUCAGUAACCAACAACCAGCUUCCCUUCCUUUACCUGCUUUGGUGCCCUCACAAACCCCAGAGACCAAUGACUCUGCAGGUCUACCUGACUCUGCCAGUCUGCCUCCCACCACAUACCCUGGAACAGGUGACAGGCUCCUGAACCUCGUUAGGGGAGCAUUCCAGGCAUUGAAUCAUUCGGAGCCAAAUAAAACCAAAAAUUGCUGGCUCUGUCUGAACCCGAGCCCCCCUUACUACGAGGGCAUAGCCGUCCAAGAAAACUUCUCAGUAAUACCUGCGAACUCUGCUACCCCCCUCGCCUGCACCUCUUCCA
This is a messenger RNA of Nannospalax galili (Upper Galilee mountains blind mole rat), 4430 nucleotides long. RefSeq lists its product as uncharacterized. Gene Ontology annotation, molecular function: RNA-DNA hybrid ribonuclease activity; aspartic-type endopeptidase activity; nucleic acid binding. The record is from RefSeq and is a predicted model, not a curated record. Gene Ontology annotation, biological process: proteolysis; DNA integration. Lineage: Eukaryota; Metazoa; Chordata; Mammalia; Rodentia; Spalacidae.